This is a messenger RNA of Jatropha curcas, 1810 nucleotides long. Its product is annotated as Rab3 GTPase-activating protein non-catalytic subunit. Gene Ontology annotation, biological process: regulation of GTPase activity. The record is from RefSeq and is a predicted model, not a curated record. NCBI's taxonomy places the organism in Eukaryota, Viridiplantae, Streptophyta, Magnoliopsida, Malpighiales, Euphorbiaceae. Gene Ontology annotation, molecular function: protein binding.
GUUCCAUUUUGCCUGUCACCAGGAGAUAAAUUCCUCUACCCAACAAAGAAGAAAACAGAAAAACCGCCACGAGAGGCAAAAACGAUGUCGUCUAAGCGAAAUCACACGACGGAGCUGGGAUGCAUAGCGUGCGAGGAGCUGAGCGACGUUGGCGCAGGAAAGGAAGGUUGGCUGGUGGAUAACCCGAGUCUUCUAUGCGCGCUUGACACCCACUCUAUCGCUCUCGCAAAUCGUUCUCUCAUCUUAAUCACCGGAUGGGACGAUGGGCCCCGCCUCAAGAUCCGACCCAAUUUAUCUCCCAUCGAGUCUGAAUCUAUCACCGCAUUGGAGUGGCUGGUCUUUGACGAAAUUCGAGUUAUUGCUGUGGGGACUUCUUGUGGGUAUUUAUUGGUUUAUUCUUUGGACGGGCAAUUGAUUCAUAAACAGAUGGUGUAUACUAGGCGAAUUCUGAAAAUAAGAGUUCGUGGAACUAAGAAAGAUUUGACACAACAAACAUCAUCUUCAGAAGAGAUUUCAAUUGUUAUUCCUGGUGUAAUUGCACGUUUUGAUGGCUCUGAUUUUCAGAAUAUGCUGCAAGAAUGGCUUCAAGAAACAAAUUCUCAGUUUUGGGAUGAAAAGCCCACUAAGAGGGAUUCAGAUGCUUUAGGGAACACGUUCAAGAGAAUACCUUACCAGUUAUGGAAUGUUAAUAAAUAUGGGUCAUGCGCUGAUGCAGCUAUUACUGGCAUUAUGCCUCCUCCACUGAUGGAAAUUCAGUCAAGUCAACGAUACUAUUGUGCAGUCACUGUAGGAGAAGAUGCUGUAAUUUCAGCUUACAGACUUUCAGAAGACCGUGGCAGAUCUAUAGUGGGAGCUAUUCUGUCAAAAGUUGUACCUGCAACAUUCUCAACAAUAGCUUCUUUCUCCAAAAUCAUAUGGCGGAAUGAACAGAAAUCAGCCAAAAAUUCAGAAGCAAAGCCUCAGUCAUUUGCUAAAGCUUCUCCAUUGACAUGUUUGAAGGAUCACCCAAGGAAAGGUGAGAAGCUCACAUUGUCACCAAGUGGAACAUUGGCUGCAAUAACAGAUUCACUUGGUCGUAUAUUGCUCUUAGACACUCAAGCACUUGUAGUUGUGCGGCUGUGGAAGGGAUAUCGUGAUGCUUGUUGUUUCUUCAUGGAGAUGCUAGUUAAAAGGGACAAUGCAGGGGCUAGCUCCUCUUAUUAUGAACCAUCAAAGAGCGAUUAUUGCCUGUGUCUAGCUAUUCAUGCACCUCGGAAAGGAAUCAUUGAGGUCUGGCAGAUGAGAACUGGACCACGUCUUCUAACAAUUCAAUGUUCCAAGGGUAGUAAAUUACUUCAACCGACAUACAGGUUCGGAUCGUCAGCAGACUCGCCAUAUGUUCCUCUAGAAGUAUUCUUGUUGAACGGAGAUUCUGGACAAUUGUCAGUUCUAAAUCGCUCUCUUAGUUGAAUUUCCAGAAGAGUAAUCUUUGUCCUCAGGUUCCAUGCAGCAAGACAUUACACUAGAAAUGCAUUUGCAUUACAUUUGUUUACAGCUUACCAAAAGAAGCUUUACUGUUGAUUCUUUCAUUUCUUCAGCAACAUAUUGUUUUUGUUUGCUGUAUAAUAUUGUAAACAAGUGUAAUUUAGAAAUGUACACAACACCUCAGUAAUCAUAACAUUUUCUAUUUCCCCAUGCUUAAGGCGGGGAGGAAGGGAAAAUUUGCAUUAUGGUAGUAACUAAUGUUAUACAAACAUUUUAACAUCUAAUGAUGUUCUCGUUCUUUUUGUUCAGAGAAAUUAAAUGUUUGAAAUUGGGAGAUUGAUUGGCA